UAAGAAUCUAUCUUUUUAGAAAAAGGCAAGAAAAAGGUUUGAAGUUGAAUGUGUUGUACACUUUGCAAAAAUUAUUUGUUUCGCUACAGUGCCGAACUACCUAUUAAUAUUCUGCCUAGAUAAUAUUCGGAUUGAAAUCAUGUGAUUAACUUUUAGGCCUAUUAAUUUCAUAGUAUAAUUCUUAUAAGCCAUUGGCGUGUAAAAUUUGCUGUAUACAAGUAUUGAAUAAAAGAUAAAACGUGUUCAAUCAAUAUAUAUUUGAGUCAUCGUAUUCAUAAAUUAACUGUAAAUAAAGUGCUAUACCACUUUAACCUAGAAUAUUUGCAUCUGGCACUAAAAAAUCUGAGUGUAAUCGUGUCUUCAAAUUUACCUUUUUGAUAUAUUUUAUUAUUGUUUUUUUUACGUAAUAAAAUAAAACAAGUUAUAUUCGCGUUACAUCAAUCGAGGGCAAGGGAAAGUGAUACAAAACAUCUAAUGAAACCGAAGCGGCGCUGUCACAGUCAAAACACAUAGCGCCAUCUACCGACCACAAGAUAAUGAUUAAUCGAAAUUGAAAAGCAUUAUCCUGGGGAGGGGUAAAAUGUUUCCAAAUUUUGUGUGAAGGAUGCCACGUGUUAAAUAUGGGUCUGUGGUUCGAGGAUUGGUCAUACUCGGACUAUUUUGCCUGUGGCUGCAGAUAAUGCUGUCAGCUUCAAGCGGCGGCAUCUAUAGAGAUGGAGAAUAUUCCGAAAGUGUCGUUUAUCGAGGCAUGUCGAAUGGAGACGCUAUAUCUGAAUUGCCUGGAAAAGAAGAGCUGAUGAACGCCAAUGAAACCUCGGAGCAGGUCCUGAGGUUGGUGCCGCCCGAACUUCACAAGUACCUGACCGUGCAUGCCAGAAACGCAAGUGGAAAUUCGACAGAAAAAUCAGUGUUGAGAAACAUUACGGACAUAAGGCGAGCCAUACAGAGGAACAAUGACGCGCAAACAAUUUACAACGAAGAUAUAUUCGGUCCGGUACAAAAUGACACACUCAUCAUAGCCAUCCAGGUACACACCCGCCUGACUUACCUCCGUCACCUCAUCGUGUCUCUGGCCCAGGCGAGGGGUAUAGACAAAACAUUGCUUGUGUUCUCGCACGAUUACUAUGAUGAGGAGAUCAACACUCUUGUUAGAAGUAUCGAUUUUACUAAGGUGAUGCAAAUUUUCUACCCGUACUCAAUACAGACCCACCCCCACGAGUUCCCGGGACGGGACCCCAACGAUUGUCCCAGAGACGCCAAAUACGACGCAGCAAUAAAACUAGGGUGCAACAACGCGAAACACCCAGACCUCCACGGUCACUACCGCGAGGCGGAGUACACGCAGACCAAGCACCAUUGGUGGUGGAAGGCGAACAGGAUCUUCAACCAGCUACAGUGCACUGCGGGACAUACAGGUAUGGUACUCUUCUUGGAAGAAGACCACUACGUAGCCGAAGACUUCAUUCACAUGCUGAAUCUUCUCAAGAGUACUGCGGAUAAGACCUGCCCGUAUUGCGAAAUUUUAUCCCUAGGGACCUACCUUAAAACUUACCAGUACCACGUGAACGGGGAUAAGCGGAAGAAGCAACUCACCCUGAACUACAUACAGCAAGUGCACGCGGCGAACGAGGAGCGAAGGAGACGGCAACAGGAAUCGCAAACGUGGAAUUUCCAAGUUUAUCCCAAUUUGUAUUCGAGUAAACAGAAGGUGGAAAUCACGCCGUGGCAUUCAAGUAUGCACAACAUGGGUUUCGCCUUCAACAGAACCGUAUGGAACUCGAUAAUGGAACUCCAGGAUUUGUUCUGCAAUUAUGACGAUUACAACUGGGAUUAUUCUCUGUUGAAACUGUCUCAGAAUCGCCCGGGCAGGGAGAAAUUUAGGGUUAUUCUGUGCAAGGGGCCUAGGGUGUUUCAUAUUGGGGAAUGUGGCAUCCACCAUAAAAAAUCGAACUGCAACGCUUCUACAGUCAUCAGCAAAGUGCAGAAACUUCUGCAGAACGCCAAGUCAUACAUGUAUCCUAACAGAGUGACCGCCACGAUCACGGCUGGCGGCGCGAAGCAGAACAAGAAGUUGGUGAAGGGCAACGGGGGCUGGGGUGACAUCAGAGAUCGGGAGCUUUGUACGAAUAUGACGAAGAUAGGUAGACAGAGGAAACAAUACACAAACACACCUCAUUUGGCCGACCUUUUGUAGAUUUAAAGCCAGCCAGUUUAUUUUGGAAUGAAUAGUAUCAAAUUUACGCCAUAUUUAUGUAAAGUGUAAGAGUAAAAUAAUUUUUCAUCUAGGCCCAUAACCUCAUAUCAAUUGAUCAAUUUUUAUUUGUGUGUUAAACAGCUUACUUACAAUAUUAUAACAUUCAAUAUGUUUGAGAGAAAUAGUAUCAAAUUGAUGCCAUAAUAAUUUAAUAUAUAAAGUUAUAUGUAAAGUUAAACUUUUUAAGAGAAAAAUACAGUUGUUUCAGCUAGGCCCAUUACCUCAAUAAUGUGUUUUUAACUUGUUUAAUUAUGAAGAAAGGUUACAAAGUGAUAUAAAUAAGCAUUCUUAAUUAUUACAGAAGAAUCGAAAUAUUUAUUUAUAUGGCUUUUUUGUCAAAACACUUUUGGAACCAGUGACAAAUUAAUUUUAGAAUGAUAUCCUUGUAUAAUGUUUUACAUAUUUAAUAGUUAGUUUAACCACUUUUUCUAAUUGUUUUAAUAAUUUUUUGAGAAGGUUUUUUUUUCUUAUACUUAAUACGUUUUUUUUCUCUCUUUUCUCAAUUGGUAUAUUUUUUUGUUGAAUCAGUAUAAAAUUCAGUAUUUUUUACGCGCAAACUGCACUGUAUGUACUUACGAAUAUAGUAUUUUUUUUAUGAUUAAAAAUUUGUAUUAUAGUCUCGUUGCCUAAGUUAAGUUGUUUUUUUAUAUUUGGUUGUUAAAUUUUUUAUUCGAUUUUUCAGAGAAUAUUCAAGCACAAAUAUUUAUAGUAUUUUAAUAUGUGAAAGAUAGAUAAUAAUCAUUAAUAUUUUAAGAUGAAGCACCGUCAUAUUAAUAUCUGAAAUUUAAUUAAUGUCUUUUUAACGAAUGGAAUUAAAUAUAAAUUAGGUGGACAGUGGUAUAGCCGACAACGAGGUGUAUGUCUUAACGCAGGGAAACCUGCACAUUCAGGCAAAUACGAGCCAUAGCUUCAAUUUUUAAAACUGAGAUUGGAUUGUAUCCCUUUCGUGUAAUUAUUUGAUGUUCUAUACCUGGAUCGUGGUUAUUGGCGGAGCCCCAGUUUCGUCUCUUCAAAAGUGGAGGGAGAAAUGAGAAUUUGAUGAAGAUAUGUUGACGAUAUAAAUAAAUAACUAGAGUAUAAUGCCAUAAUGAUUUGAAUGAGUGCAAAUUUGAGAUUUCGACUUUUUGAGUAAUUUCGAUUCAUAUAUAGCACAGUCUUUUUGAUGCAUAUGUGCCUUUUUUUUGUCAAUGAACGUUCAGCUUUUUGUUUGCAAUAUUUAUAAAAAAAAUCACUAAUCACACAUAUUUUUUUAUGGUAAUCAUUUGAUCAUAUGUGUGGCUUUAUAUUCUAUAGAAAUAAUUAAAUAAAUAUAAAUUGUGCAAAAAUGUAUAUUGUGACUAACUCGCUCUCUCGCAUUGAAAGCGCUACGUAUUUUUGCUUUUUUUUAUAUUUAGUUUUUUUUUUGUUAUUAUUUAGGCGGCCGCGCUUUCAAUGCACGAAGCUUGUAGAUAGGGUUUAAUAAUUUCAAGUUUAAAUCAUCUAUUGCUUAAUGUUUUCGUUUAAACUUUUUUUGUAUAUUGUUUUUUUAAUGUUUAUUUGCGUUUUUUUCCCCCAUCAUGAUGGAAGUUCAUAUGAACAUUUAUAACUGUAUACAUGAUUCGUUAGUUUAACUUUUUGUAAACUAAUAUUGUUAGCGACUGAACACACUACCUUAAAAAUCUAAUGGCCUGUAUUAUCAAUGACGCUAAGUACUGAAUGAGUAUUAGAUUUUAUUUGCGAGAAAAAGUUAACUUAGCGAAUUGGUGGAAACAAUGCCGAGACAUUUUUUUUUAAUAGUAAUUAUAUCAGUCAUAUGUAAAAUGUUUUGAAGUCUUACAUCAUGUUUUUUUUAGUAUUUUGUUUUUGUAAAAAGCUGUUUGUUUAGAUAUGUGUAGGUAUGCGCAUUGUAAAGCGUACGUUGUGACGAAUCACGGCGCAUACGCAUAUAUUCAAAAUGGCGGCGUGUAAGCAGGUGCUAUAGUCAUUUGGCCGCCGCACCUUACGUUGAUUGACAACACUAUUCAUUAAUUUUUGAUAAGGCGUAUGUCUUAUCAGGCCUCUCUAUAGAAAGACAUACGCCUUAUACUCGCGUAAUGUAGCAAAAACUCUGUUUGAAACUGAAAAUUGCUUUGAGAGUGAUAAGUUAAGAAACAAUUAAGAAAUAACUUAAAAUGUUAUAGAUUCCUUUUACUCAUAUCGGAAAUUUCCAUUUAUUUACUCAAUAUUUAGCAAAUUCAAAAUCAAACAAUGGCAACACCGUGUCGUCGGCGGCAACGAGCGUUAAGUCGAUACGUAUAAGUGUUGCCAUGUAAUUUUAUCUUCUUUCAAUAUUAAAUUUUCUAAAACAUGUUUAUACAGGGUUAUUUUUAGCUUACCACAAACCUCGCAGGGUAUCUAGCUGACAUCAUAAGCAAUAUAGUUGGUUCUACGAAUUUUGAUAAAACUCAAUAUAUUAAUUAGUAAUGUUUUUUUUUAGUCUGUAUCGUCCUGUCACGCUUGUACGCGAUGCCGCGCCCAACGCUGUUUCUUCGAGUUCCUUCUUUGCUUAUCUUUUACGAUGCUAGAAGAGUUAUAAAUAGUGAAUUGCAUAUUAAAUUAAUAUUUUUUUUGAUGAGGUUAAAAUCUAAUGAAUUAUCAAAACUCGUUAAACAAACGUUGUUGUUUAUGAUGUUAGCUAUCUUAGAACCUGCGAGUUUGCGAGUAAAUUAAAAGUAAUCCUGUAUAUUAACCUACCUGGGAACACGGGAGUCAAGACGAGCCAAGCAGGCACUACCAGCCUUUUUUCGAUAGUUUUUUUAUUAGAUAGUAAAUCUUUUUAAAAGAAAUUUCACAAUUACAAUCGCAGAUUGAACAGUGUUUUUGUAACAUGUUUUAGGUAUACAUUAUGCCGUUUAUUCACUAGUUAUAACAUCGAAAUUAAAUUGUCUUUUGUAAAAAUUUCAUUUGUUCUGUGAUAAAACACAUUUGUUGUAAAUUUGUAUAAAAGAGUGGAAGCGAAACCAAAUACAACCUGUUUAGGUGAAAUAAACACAUUGUAAAAUA
This is a messenger RNA of Amyelois transitella, 5275 nucleotides long. It is a transcript of the gene Mgat2, whose product is annotated as alpha-1,6-mannosyl-glycoprotein 2-beta-N-acetylglucosaminyltransferase. Gene Ontology annotation, cellular component: Golgi stack; Golgi membrane. The record is from RefSeq and is a predicted model, not a curated record. Gene Ontology annotation, biological process: oligosaccharide biosynthetic process; protein N-linked glycosylation. The transcript has 13 exons. Lineage: Eukaryota; Metazoa; Arthropoda; Insecta; Lepidoptera; Pyralidae. Gene Ontology annotation, molecular function: alpha-1,6-mannosylglycoprotein 2-beta-N-acetylglucosaminyltransferase activity. The coding region runs from base 605 to 2194 and encodes 529 amino acids.